AAUACAGUCUCUCUACAGAUUGACUCAGGAGGUAAUACGGUCUUGCUCCCCUCCAUCUGGAUUUAUUUGUGCCUGUCAUGGUUAUUAUAGGAGGCUACAAGAAACAUUGAAAAUACACAGCUUUUAUCAUCACUCCAGCUAGGAGGUUUGGAUUAACUAUUCCUUUCACUCUCCCUUGGACUGGAUCUUGCUGAGGGGGGGUGGGGGACUCUCUAUAAUUAUGAACUGGAGAUUGAUAUAAAAGAACGCAAACCAGGUGUAUGUUGACGGAAGCAGAUGAAGAUCAAGACCGAGCAGAUCUUCUCCAAUCAAAAAACAACAAUAAGAAAAGCUUUCAGAAAUUAAAACGGUGAUUGUUUUCUGAUCACUGGAGAAAAGAAUCUACAGAAAAACAGAGAACAGAUAUGAUAUACAUUGAAAGGACUGAUGUUUACAGAUUUUGUAUCAUAAAAGACAAUUUGGUUCAUUGAAAUCUAUUAACAACAACCACAAACAAAAAGAAAAAAACACUGCUGAAAAGGAAUCUGGAAAAGGAAAAAAAAUAGAUAUAAAUAUAUAUAUAUUAUUAUUUUGAUAUAUAUUUGUGAAUAAGGAAGUGCGUUGUGCAUUUUUCUUAUUGCAUGAUUAAGAGAUUUUUUUUUUAAUAAUAGAUAUAAUAUAUUUUAUUUAUGAUCUAGUCUUUUAGCUAAGUCUCUGUCCUUGUUGACAAGCUUUCCGUUUGGUAGUUUUCCAAUUGAACCGGUGACUUUAAAAGCAUUGAAACGCUAACAAAAGCUGGUUAACCUUUAUGUGACAGAUAUUUUUUUAUAUUAUUAAAAGGAAAAUAUAUAGUUCUAUAUUUUUAUUAAGUGGAUUUAAAAAAAUAACAAAAAAAAACCAAGAUGGCUGAAUGUGGCUCUGUAUUUUUUUUUUUGAUCUGAUGAUAACGCCAAAAGGCAUAGCAGCUGCAGGAUCAGUCUGAAGUUUCUCUUUAUUGAGGAAGAAGUGGGAGGACUUUUUCUCGCUUCAGGCUGGAAUUUGAUCUGUGAGGCUGAACUGUCUCCUUCAGAGCUACAUCAAGGAUCAUUCUCUGUGGAAACAACCUCAAGAAUUUGGUUGCUUGGCUAAUUUAAAGGAAUUCUUUUUACGAUUUAAUUGAACCCUACACACAAUUUUAUUUUUUUUGGUAAAUCUUGGUGGCUUCCUCUGAAAUCUUUUAAAAAGGUGUGGAAAUACUGUAUUCUAAACAAGAUACAUUUUUAUUUAAUGGAAUACAUUCAUAUCAUUUGCUUUCAAAACAAUAUGAAUUGCUUAUUUUAGUGUCAAGGAUCUAACGUUUGUGUCGCUUGUUUGAUUUUUACUCUUCAUUAAUUCGCAAUCAAAGAAAUAAUGUUUUGAGAACAAAAAAACAAACUGUUUAUUUCGUUAUUUACUUAAAAUUUCAUGGAAACAUUUUUUAAGCAUUUCAUUAUUUUUAACUAGCAGCAUUUUUGCAUUCUGUGAUCUAUAUUCCAAAACCUAAUACACACAUCUUCCUGGUUGAAAAUGUCGGAAAAUUGGAAAAACUGCUUUGAAGAGGAACUUAUAUGCCCUAUUUGUCUGCAUGUUUUUAUUGAACCAGUUCAACUCCCUUGUAAGCACAAUUUCUGCAGAGGGUGUAUUAGUGAGGCCUGGGCGAAAGAGACUGGAUUAGUAAGGUGCCCUGAAUGCAACCAGGCCUACAACCAGAAGCCAAACCUAGAGAAGAAUCUGAAGCUUGCCAACAUUGUGGAAAAGUUCAAUGCUCUCAAUGUGGAUAAGCCACCUUCUGUCCUACACUGUGUAUUUUGUAGGAGAGGACCUCCACUUCCUGCACAGAAGAUCUGCCUGAGAUGUGAAGCACCCUGCUGCCAGUCCCAUGUGCAGACUCACCUGCAACAACCUUCCACUGCUAGAGGCCACCUCCUGGUAGAAGCUGAUGAUGUAAGGGCAUGGAGUUGCCCACAGCACAAUGCUUAUCGACUGUACCACUGUGACGCGGAACAGGUUGCUGUAUGCCAGUUCUGUUGCUAUUACAGUGGGGCCCACCAAGGACAUUCUGUUUGUGAUGUGGAAAUUCGUAGGAAUGAAAUUAGGAAGAUGCUCAUCAAGCAGCAGGACCGCUUGGAAGAAAGAGAGCAGGAUAUUGAAGAUCAGCUGUACAAACUGGAAUCAGACAAGAGACUUGUUGAGGAAAAAGUGAGUCAACUAAAAGAUGAGGUGCGUCAGCAAUAUGAGAAGCUGCACCAGAUUCUGGAUGAGGAUCUGAGGAAAACUAUGGACAUACUGGAUAAGGCGCAAGCCAAGUUUUGUAACGACAAUGCUGCGCAGGUUCUGCAACUGAAUGAGAGAAUGCAAGAGGCUAAAAAGUUAUUGAGCUCUGUGCAGGUCAUGUUCGAUAAAACUGAGGACAUCAACUUCAUGAAGAAUACCAAGUCUGUGAAAAUCCUGAUGGACAGAACCCAGAACUGUACUGGAGGUGGUCUUCCUCCUCCUAAAAUUGGACACCUGAAUUCUAAGCUCUUCCUAAAUGAGAUUACCAAGAAAGAAAAACAGCUGAAGAAGAUGCUGGAAGGGCCAUUCAGUACUCCAGUACCAUUCCUUCAGUGCAUCCCAAUGUAUGCCUGCAAUGUCAGCAGCUCGGGAGCAGAGAAACGCAAGCAUUCAACUGCCUUCCCAGAAGGCAACUUCCUUGAGCCAGCGUCUGGAAAUGUUACAGGCCAGUACAUAAGCCAGGGAUCUUCCACUGGCGAGGGCCAGUCUGCACAACCCAUGGUGCCUUGCAGCUCCACCCAGCACAUUGUAGGACUUCCCACUGGGCCGCAGCCAGUCCACUCCAACUCGGUCUUCAAUCCCUCUCACUACCCAAACAGCACAUCAUCUCAACAGUCCGUCCUCUCCCAGUAUGGAGGGCGCAAAAUCCUGGUCUGCUCAGUGGAUAACUGUUAUUGUUCCUCUGUGUCCAAUCACAGCAGCCACCAGCCGUAUCCCAGGUCUGGUCACUUCCCCUGGACAGUGUCUUCGCAGGAGUACUCUCAUCCUCUCCCACCUACACCUUCAGUUACUCAGUCUCUUCCAGGACUAGCUGUCAGAGAAUGGAUUGAUGCUUCCCAGCAACAUGGUCGCCAGGAUUUUUAUAGGGUCUAUGGGCAGCCUGCCACUAAGCACUAUGUCACCAGUUAACCGCUAGAGCAAAGCUAGCCUUGUUAAAUAUGCAUUCAGAAAACAACACCCCAAAACCAUCCUUAAAUGGAGCAACAUUAACCUCUUUAGUGACAGAACCCUCUGUUACUGAAUUAGGUUAACAUAGGACAUUUCUGUUCUUUUUCUGCUUAAUUCCAUUAAUUUUCAUGGUGUUCAGAUGAUUCCUUUCCCUUCAUCUAUCAAGAGAACCUGUUUUCUCAUUCUAUUUUUUUUCUAAUGCUUUGUAGUUUCUGCUGAUGUUUAUCAUUUGAUGCAGCAAACCCUUGAUGUUUCGCAGUGGUUUUUUUUUUCUCUCUUUUCCUUUGUUUUUAUUUUACUUUGUUGCUGUAGAAAUUAAUGAACUGUCAUAUGUAAUAGAAUGAGUUUUAAGUUAAAAGGCCACUUAUCAUACAGACACUGUUUUUUUGUGUUUUUUUUUAUAAAUAAAGCUUUUCAGAGAUUUGAAAAUAAACCCCUAAUCAGUGAAAAUUAAACAAUGGACAAUAAAUAAAGUUUGAUGUUCUUUGCAGUAACAGAUUUUGCCUACUCUUUUGUAGAUUUUAAAAAGAUACAAAAUGGUUGACUUUCUGCAAACUAGUGGAGAUAUUUAUGAUAUGACCUAAUAUAAAACACAGAUGUAUUGCUGUAAAAUAUAGAGUGGCAAAGAAUAAUUGUUCACCCUUCUGCUCUGAAGGCACAAUGUGGGAUUUGAUUACUUGAAUAGAUGUCUAUCCUGUGAAACAAGACAGUUUCUAUAUUUUUGCAGAUGUUGGAAUUUGAUUCAAAACGCAGGGAGAAAGAAAUGUGUUAAAAAAACACUGUAAAUAAAGUUAAAAAUAAAAUAACAGGGUAAUGUUUUGUAAUUUUGAUGCUCAAUGUAACACACACAUGAAGUGAAAGGUAAAAGAUUCACUUUUUCUUUUUCAAUAUUCAAAUCUAUGGACCAAGGUUAUAGUUAAAAACUAUAAAUACCUGCAGGCAUUUAAGCCCCAAAUGGUAAAUGGUCUUUUAGCUUAAAAAAAAAUAAAAAUAAAGUAGAGGAAUCAUUUCUUAAACAUUGUUUGAAAUAUUUUUAACAUUCCACAUACAUGUAAAAAAAAAAGUGCAAUUCAACAUUUUCUUCACUUUUUAAAAAAACAUAUUUUACUUUACAUAUUAAAGGUAUAAUUUCUGGAGUGCCACAAAAAUAAAAAAAUGUAAAAAAAAAGAACAAAAAAAAAUUUAAACCAAUGUGUAUGUAUGUACAGUGUAAGAGUCCUAGCACUUUUGGUUUUUUUUCUUUCUGCGACUUUAUUUAAUAAACAAUGUAAUGCCAUAUUGUAAUAUUACAGCAAUAAGACUUUGUACUGUAUGUUGCAAAGGGACUUUUAUGGAGAGAACAAAAAAAAAAAAGAAAUCCUAUUUAACAAGGAACUUUUCAGAGAAAUGAUUGUUACUGGUUGGACAAGGAAGCACUGGGGAAAAAACAAAUACUGCAUGACAAAUAGCAGUAAUAUCCUCUGUCUUCUUUUUCUCGUGUUUUGGAUAUGGAGGUAAAUUCUAUCAUAUCACGCUCUUCUUUAAGCAGCAGUCCCGCUAACAUGAUCAAAACAAACAAAAAAAAAAAAAAUAAAAUUCUUUUUAUAAGCUA
Molecule: messenger RNA, 4810 nt
Organism: Bombina bombina (fire-bellied toad)
Lineage: Eukaryota; Metazoa; Chordata; Amphibia; Anura; Bombinatoridae
Gene: TRIM8
Product: tripartite motif containing 8
Exons: 7
Coding region: 1525-3180 (551 amino acids)
Source: RefSeq, a predicted model, not a curated record